Ophidiomyces ophidiicola is the source of this 840-nucleotide messenger RNA. RefSeq lists its product as uncharacterized. NCBI's taxonomy places the organism in Eukaryota, Fungi, Ascomycota, Eurotiomycetes, Onygenales, Onygenaceae. Gene Ontology annotation, cellular component: mRNA cleavage factor complex. The record is from RefSeq and is a predicted model, not a curated record. The coding region runs from base 1 to 840 and encodes 279 amino acids. Gene Ontology annotation, molecular function: mRNA binding. The transcript is spliced from 4 exons.
AUGUCUACCGUCUCAGCAAACGCACAGGAGAGCUCGCGACCGCCCAUCAUUCCAAAAUCCUUCUCUGCCAGACAACCAGAAACAAUCCGGCUCUAUCCCCUCUCAAACUAUACAUUUGGUACCAAGGAAACACAGCCUGAAGAAGACCCUUCGGUAUUAGCAAGAUUAAAGCGACUAGAAGAACACUAUGAGCAGUAUGGAAUGAGGCGAACGUGUGAGGGCGUGCUCGUCUGCCAUGAGCAUAAUCAUCCGCACGUGUUGAUGCUGCAGAUUGCGAAUGCUUUUUUCAAAUUGCCAGGCGAUUAUCUACAAUAUAAUGACGAUGAAGUCGAGGGCUUCAAGGCGCGAUUAAAUGAACGCCUGGCGCCUGUUGGGACGCAAUUCACGGGUGAAGGCGUGAAUGAGGACUGGGAAGUUGGCGACACCCUGGCGCAGUGGUGGAGACCAAACUUCGAGACAUUUAUGUACCCCUUCCUUCCUGGACACGUCACGAGGCCCAAGGAGUGCAAGAAGUUAUAUUUUAUACAGCUACCAAAGAAGAAGGUGUUAUCGGUCCCUAAGAACAUGAAACUUCUCGCCGUUCCCCUUUUCGAGCUAUACGACAACACUGCUCGAUACGGCCCACAACUCUCCGCUAUUCCCCAUUUGUUAUCAAGAUAUAACUUCGAAUUCGUCGAUGAAAAUGAUAAUGUUGUUGCUGUAACACCCGGAGACCAGUCUCCUACUUCGUUGCCUGAAUCCAUUCCCCGAACAAAAGUGCUGACCGGUGAAGGUAAUGGCAACCAUGAUGGACAAGAUACAGGGAUGGAUGACUUUGGAGGUGGAGAUAUAGAGGUAUAG